GUUUGAAGAGUGUUCACCGGAAGUUUACAUUUUGCGAUAUGAAAACAGUUCAUAGAUACAUGUAAACUGAUUUAUAUUUCGCCAGCAAAUUUUCAAACGAGGACGUUAUAGACGUGUUUGCAUCCACGUGAAGUAUGGCAGCGCUAGCACUGGAUCAUGGCAGGGAGCCCGAGGUUGCAAGGUUCAUUGACACAUACAAGUAUGACCAAGAAGUGUCGUCCAAAAGAAACAAAUUUGGAGGUGGAACGAGUCUGCCUUUGAACAGCGAUGGUUAUGAAGACAAGCAGAGAGCCCUGAGAGAGGAAAGACAUGCAGACUGGCUGAGGCAGCAAGAAAAGCCAAGUGACCCAGUCUAUUAUAGAGUGGGGACGCCCGAGCAAGGGUUUCCCAAUAUUGGAGGUUAUGAAAAUCAGCGACAUGAACAAAAUCUAGUUCGACAAAAAGAGUAUAAUGAACAUUUAAAGAAGCAACGUGAGGCAGAGCGUCAGAAGUUCGAGGCUCGGCGCCACUCUCCGCAGCGUGCUCCCCAGCCCCCAGGAGCCCCACAGGUGGACUAUGACCGCAACAGUGAGGUGGCCAAGUCAGAGGACCGCAAAGCCUACCAGGACUACAUGAAAGCCAAGGAAGAGCGUUACUGGGCUAUGCGAGGUCGACCAGUGACUCCUCCAGGCGGUCUUAACAUAGGAAACUAUGAUAGACAACUCAAGGAAACAGCUCCACAGAAAAAGAAAGAAUAUAAAGAAAUGUUAGAUCAGCAAAAGUCCGAACAGUUGCGGUUGCGUGCAUUUGAACGCCAGGCAGAGGUGUCGCCCAGUCACGUUAAUUACCGUGAGGAAGAGCGCCCUCUGGUGGGCUCUCCAAGGGACAUAAACUAUUACUUGCACGAGAAGGAGGAGAAAAGAGACAAGUUUAGACGAGAUUUAAAAGCCCGCCCUGCUCGUCAGAGACGACCCUCAGACAACGAUACUCAACUAAUCUCUUACUCCGAGGAUCCGCAUUUCAAAGUGUUUUUAGAAGUGGAGCGUGAAAAACGCCGGGACCAGAAACGUUAUGCUGAUGAACUUCUGCAGCAACAGAGAGAGCACAUGUACCUUAGAGCACGACAGGAACCUGAAGUGUCUGUGAUGGAUAGGUCCGGCCCUCCAGCCCAGUAUGUGCCCACAAAACCACCCCCAGGACCUGGAUACAGGCCCAGAGAGGAGCUUGCUCGGCAGAUCCCCGCGUACUGGAACGAUGGGCAGCAGUCACGGGGCCCCCACUCCCUUGACUCCGAGCCCCCUCAUUCACACAUGUCUCACACUGGCACCCCAUUGGCGUUUAAAACUGAUCAGGGCAGACGACCCAUACCAGAACGUCCACGCCAUGGACAACCUCCGUAUCACGGGGAAAAGAACGAGGAACUUGAGAAAACCUUGCAAAAAACAGUAGAACAAGGUCAAGGUCAUUUUCAGCCGGCAAGUACGCCCCCAAGACCAAAGAAUACCGAGCAACAGAGGACGCCGCCUGAGUGGCUCUCUAAUGGCCUCGGUCCUGAACAGAAAGAAGAGGAUCUAGUUGCGACUGUCGGCACGCCACUGGCAUUCAAAACCGGUUACCGUCCCUCACACCAGCCCCCCUUACCCAUGACCGACCCGGCACUCAAGCAAGCACCCUUGCAAGAUAAUCAGCGACCCGUUUACAACGACCUUGACCUGAACACAGAUAGACCAAGGUCACGCCCGAGGUCACGCCCGAGGUCCAGAGGGUCUCAAGAGCAGACAAACCAGACAUCCCCGCGCCGACAGAAAGCUACAUUGUAUGUGGAUAAUGAAGAAGUGUUAGCCAACCGAGAGAAGGCCAGCAAGGAACGCCAAUUGGAGUAUAACGAGUUUCUAAGGUCAAAGAACGAGGAGCGUCGUCGACAGGAAGAGGCACGUCACAACACGGGAAAGCCAGCGGAGGUCGUGCGUAACCCGUACUACAGCUCGGAUGACUAUGAGACAUGGCGUAGAAAGGAGCAGCAGAAGCUGGGAGAUGAAUACAAGGAGUUCCUGAAAGAAACUGAGGAGAAGAGGUCUUUGAUCAAAAGGCCUGAUGACCCUCUAGGCCCUCCAAAAACAACAUAUGAAGCCUCCUAUGCGGGCAAGAAUCCCCCACCCAGCCCCAAUAAGAAGUACCACCACAAACCCCCAAGCCCUUACCGGUCUAGAGAAGAUGCAGCUGACUACUCGCCCUUGCACCGACUCCCUCCCUCCCCUCUGCAAGGUCAGUCCAGAGCUCGUUCCCUGCCUCCUCUACAGCAGCGGGAGGUUCAAUUCAGCCCGCCCCAGCAGUACUACCAGGACCAUCUCCCCCCUCCCCCUGGGGCUCAGAACAUGCCCAUGCCGGGGGGUCACAUGGGUCCGUACCAGAACAAUGACGAGGAUGAAGUAGGCCAAUACCAGCCCAAGAUGGGUAACCUAGAGGAGGCAGACCCUCACAGGUUCCACCAGUCCAUGACGGCUGCCUAUCCCAAGGCCAGCUCAGCCCCUCCAGGGUCCCUGCCUGCAACGCCCAGUAAGCUGUCGCUACCCCUGGGUCAGUACGAUGACAUGAGACCCUUCAUUGAGAAGCAGAGAAAUAGAGAGUACAAUAGUCUCAAGGACAAGAUUGGCCCUAGCCCACGCAGGCUUGCUAAAACUCCAAUGGAAACAGCUACGUCUCUAAAUGUUGGCCAAUAUGAAACGAUGAAACCAAAAUUUGAGGCUCAGCGCAACCAAGAGUAUCAGGAAUAUCUGAAGACGCUUCCCCCUGUUAAGAAAACAGGAGUGAUUCCACGUUCCACGGCUGUCACUCUACCCGUGGGUCAAUAUGAACAAGUGAAGAACCUUAUUGAAAAACAAAGGAAUCAGGAAUAUAACGAACUCGUGCAUAAUGGAAAAAUUGGGAAGCGUACAUUCCGUGAGAAAGUCCCCACACCCCCUUCAAUGCAGGGCCUGCCCCUGGGGCAGUAUAUGUAUGAGCCCUUGCAUAAAGCCAUGGAGACCCAGAGAAAUAGGGAAUAUAAUGAGUUCAUACAGAAGAAAUAUGGUGGCAACGCUGCAACCCAACGCACAACUCGCAGUGAACCAGCGGGUGAUACUCCUGGUGCUUCAUUUUACUAUGGUAACGAUGGAGUUGCUGCAGAGAAGAGGAAAAAUUUGGAGGAAGAGCGUAAAAAUGAUUACAAUCAGCUUGUGCGGGAGAUGGAACCUCCACCAUCUAAAUCAUAUAAUAUCCCAGCGGACACUGAGUCAGGCUUACCGAUUGGCCAACAGCAUCAUGAGGCCUGGAGAAAGUUCCUUCGAGAACAGAGAAAUAGGGAAUAUAACCAACUAGUUGAUGUGAAGAGUCAGGAGCACAGAAAUCGAGAAUGGAACUUUGAUCAGGGCGGAGUCCUAGAGCUACGCGGGGAUGAUGCAGUGCAGAGCAAGCAACGAGAACUGAGGGCCGAGAGGCAAAAAGAUUACGAGAACUACAAGAACCAGACGAGGUCGAAACAGAAUCGCUCUUGGCCUGAGCCAAGUAGUGAUCAACCUCUAAUCACACGAGGAGCGUACGAUGGACUUAAGUCACUUUACGACGAGGAACGCAGGAAAGAUCUGCGCAUUGCUCUUGAACGCAAGCGUGAGAACCCUGCCCCUGUGACUGUGAGUCACACAGACCCCAACUAUCACACGCCUGCGUCAGCGGGAGAGGAGCGGCCCCUUAUACACUCCAUGGGGCUGUACGAGCUGGAAACCAAGCAGAAGAUGAAAGACGAGCUGCACAAGGACUUCCAUGACUACCUGCACGACCAGCCUCACUAUUCGCCCCCGAACACUGUGAGGGAAAACCUUAUGCCCCAUGAGGCAUCCUCUGAGACCCCUCUAGUGCAGCACAUGGGAGGAUAUGACACUACACGCAGGAAGUUUGUACUGCAGAGACACCAGGACUUGAAGGACUUCUCAGCAGAGCAUCAAAAGGACGCAAGUCCGGGCAAAGUACAAGACAUGCCCCAUGAUGCCUCGGACGAGGUACCAUUGGUCAGCUAUAUGGGACAGUAUGACACCAAGAGACUUCAGUUCCGUAAUGAACGCCAUCAGGACUUCAAGCAGUUUUCCAAUCAGAGGCAUAAACAGCUUCGCAACCCACACGAUCAUUUCGUGUUUCCCACUGUGGCAGUGGCGGAGAAGCCAUUGGUGGCUCACAUGGGUCGCGAUGUUGAGCAGCGGCGCAUCGACCUGCGAGCCGAACGUAAAAAUGACUACCAGCAGUACCAGUUGCAGCAGAAGAUCAUGAAUCCCCAGCGUCGCCAUGACUUUGUGGACACUGCAUCUGGUCCGUUCAAUGGACUGUUCCAGGGACUGGGUGAGCACGGCACGGACAAGGAGACCUUGAACCAGCAGCGUCGCCAAGAGUACAAUGACAAGCUCGACCAGCAAUUUGGCAAGGACAAGCCUUCUGGACGGCCCAACUGGGUCAAGGAGCCCCUACCAAAUAACGUGGAUCGUGGUCGUUCCCCUCAGCGUGUGCCCCCGCCCACAGACCAGUACUCCAAGCUGCUUGAGGAGAAGAGACGUGAGGAGGCCAGCAGAAGACGCUAUGAUGACCCAGAGUUCCAGGGAAGGCUUCCCAAUAGCAGAGAGCGUUAUGGAUACUAGUGAGUGUCAAGGGCAGACAAUAUGCCGUGGUGAUUCCCAAUUAAAAUAAAUCUUCAAUAUUGCCUAAUAUAUGCUGAACAUCUGGUGCAGAAAACUGAGUGCUUGAAACAUUAACAACAGUGCUUUAAUAAUUUUACUGUAUAAUGU
Dreissena polymorpha is the source of this 4787-nucleotide messenger RNA. Its product is annotated as trichohyalin-like. The record is from RefSeq and is a predicted model, not a curated record. Bases 135 to 4640 code for a protein of 1501 amino acids. NCBI's taxonomy places the organism in Eukaryota, Metazoa, Mollusca, Bivalvia, Myida, Dreissenidae. The transcript is spliced from 30 exons.